Messenger RNA from Colius striatus (speckled mousebird), 1089 nucleotides. Its product is annotated as E3 ubiquitin-protein ligase MARCHF3. Bases 156 to 923 code for a protein of 255 amino acids. Gene Ontology annotation, biological process: protein ubiquitination. Gene Ontology annotation, molecular function: ubiquitin-protein transferase activity; zinc ion binding. Lineage: Eukaryota; Metazoa; Chordata; Aves; Coliiformes; Coliidae. The transcript has 5 exons. The record is from RefSeq and is a predicted model, not a curated record.
GCAUCUGUAGCCCCAGUAGAGGGAAAGGACGCGUCCCGUCCCCGCGAGCAGCGGGAGGAGGAGGAGAUCGUGAGAGUCUGUCCGCGCGUGGCUUGAUAGCAGCGAAGUCCUGUGGCCCGAGCCGAAGGCAUGAUGGGGACCUGCUGCCCACUGCCAUGAAGACAAGCCACUGCAGUCACCUGCCGGGAGUCCCACCGGAGCGCCUGCGCCUGACAGCCCCCGACAGCAAGACCCUGCCCGGUGCCGGCAGCGGCCCAGCCAGCAGCAGCCCCCAGUAUGUCAUGCAGGUGUCGGCCAAAGAUGGGCAGCUGCUCUCCUCCGUCGUGCGGACACUGGCCACGCAGAGCAGCCCCUUCAAUGACCGGCCGAUGUGCAGGAUCUGCCAUGAGGGCAGCAGUCAGGAAGACCUGCUUUCCCCCUGUGAAUGCACAGGCACCUUGGGGACUAUUCACCGCAGCUGCCUGGAGCACUGGCUGUCAUCUUCAAACACCAGCUACUGUGAACUCUGCCACUUCAGGUUUGCAGUGGAGCGCAAACCCAAGCCGUUGGUGGAGUGGCUGAGGAACCCAGGGCCCCAGCACGAGAAACGAACUCUCUUUGGAGACAUGGUGUGCUUCUUGUUUAUCACUCCACUGGCAACCAUCUCGGGCUGGUUGUGUCUACGAGGAGCAGUGGACCACCUGCACUUUAGUAGUAGGCUAGAAGCUGUUGGCCUCAUUGCACUGACUGUCGCACUCUUCACUAUUUACCUCUUUUGGACCCUAGUAUCCUUUAGGUAUCACUGUAGGCUGUACAACGAAUGGCGUCGGACCAAUCAGCAGGUCAUACUCCUAAUCCCAAAGUCUGCCAACGUCCCCUCCAACCAGCAGUCGCUGCUGGGCCUGCAGCCCCUCAAAAGGAACUCGAAGGAGACAAUCGUUUGAUUUGGGCAGUUCUGCACAGGGCCUAUGCACUAAAAGCAUUUUCCUCCUGCUCGCUGGGGUCGGACACCAUGGAGAACCCACAAGAGUGCUGUUCUGGUUUACGGGCUCUUUGCAGAGGAAUAAAUUGAAUUCAAAUCAUGGAUGCUGCAAUCAUAUGAUAUUUGCU